AUGCCGAACCAGCCAGCUCCGGAGAACGGCCGCAUCAAAUACCUCGAGAAGCUCAUCCGGACCGGUCGCACCGCGACUGUCAACAACCCUCGCGAUCUCCUGCCGCAGGAGGUGGCGAAGUACAAGAGGGAGCUGGCGGCGCUGAAGCUCCAGCGCGACCAGGGCGUGGAGAACCGCCGCCACGCCACCGCGGAAGCCGACCGCGUGAUCGGCGCCAUGGAGGCCGUGGCCGCCUCGCACGCGGACGAGCUCCGCAGCAGCGCCGCCGCAGUGGUGCAGCACGUGGACGGCCGCUUCGACGGCCUGGACGCCCGGCUCGAUCGGGUGCUCGGCAAGCCGGGUAGCGUCGAGGAGUGCGACCAGCAGAUGUUGCAACUCCGCCAGGAGAAGAAGCGCCGGGCCAAGGAGGAGCGCGAGGCCGCCCGGGCGGCCGAGAAGAAGCGCAAGCUCGAGGAGCCCUACCGCGUGGACCGCCAGGAGGGUGACGUCGAGGUCGCGGGCGUGGUGCUCCGCGGCGAGGGCAUCGCCUGGGCCGAGGGCCGCCAGGUCGACGCCGAGUUGGUCAUCCACGGCGUGCGCUGCAAGGCCGUGAUCCUGGGCAUCCCGAGCACGCUGCAGCUCGUGGGCCUAGGCCAGGAGCAGCUGAAGCCGCUCGCCAAGGCCCCCAGAGUCUUCGCGCUGACCAAGGGCGGCGACAAGUUCGUCCCGGCCCGCGUCGUCAGCGACCGCGCCGCCAAGCUCCUGGACGAGGACGACCGGACGCUGAGCCGCGUCGCCGCCGUGCGCUUCCAGAUCAACGGCAAGCCCGCCCUGCCGCUCCUCCAGGUCGCCGAGCCCCUCGCCGCCGAGCCCCUCGCCGCCGAGAAGAAGAAGCAGCUCCCCAAGGGGGCGCCGCUGCAGCUCCACGGGAUCGCCUGCAGAGUCCUCGGUCCCGGCUUUGUGCAGGUCAAGCAGGUCCCGCAGAUGCUUCGCUUCCUGCGGGGGAUGACUCCGUUCCCGGAGCUCAAGGCCGUGCAGGUUGGGCCUGUGCAACGCUUCGAUGCGGAGUGUCGCCACCUGGUCCCGGAGAACGCGAAGGAGCUGCAACUGCGGCUUGAGGACCGCGUCACCACCCAGGACAUCGCCGCCGAGGAGCCCGCAGCCGCCGAGCCAGCCGCCGAGGAGCCCGCAGCCGCCGACGAGCCCGCCGCCCCCGAGGACAUCGCCGCCGAGGAGCCCGCAGCCGACGAGCCAGCCGCCGCCGAGCCAGCCGCCGCCGAGCCAGCCGCCGAGCAGCCCGCCGCCGCCGAGGAGCCAGCCGCCGAGCCAGCCGCCGAGGAGCCAGCCGCCGAGGAGCCAGCCCCGGAGGAGCCAGCCGCCGAGGAAGCCGGGGCGCUCGCCGUGCUGCCCAGCUUCGCCCCCGUCCGUGUCUUCGGCGAGAUGGGCUUCGACGUCCACAUGAGAGGCGGACCCUUCGCGCGGGUUCUGGGCGACCUCUACCACGCCGGCCAGAUCCUGGAGAAGCUCCAUUUCGAGGUCCAGCUGGAACUCUACAAGGACAGCCGCAAGAAGGGCCCGCCCCAGGUGUUCAACGUGGUCCCGAAGAUGGUGGAGGACCGCCGCAGCGGCAAGGCCUUCAAGGUGGAGGGCACCGUCGCAAGGGUGACGCAGGUCACGAUGCUGCUGCCCGCGCCCACCGAGCUCAACGGCAUCUGGGGCUACUGGCUGGAUGGCCGCCGCGAGAUCGUGAGCAACUUCGACAAGCUCCUCAAGGCGGACCCCGCGCCUUACGGCCCGGAUGCUGUGUGGACCGCCGACAACGAACUGGUGUCCUUCGAGGGCUACGAUCCCAGCACGCAGACCGUCCGCUGCGAGGACGGGCUCGAAGUGCCCCUGAGCCAGGUGCACGCCAUCAUCGCGGACAUGUGA
Messenger RNA from Symbiodinium necroappetens, 1908 nucleotides. NCBI's taxonomy places the organism in Eukaryota, Dinophyceae, Suessiales, Symbiodiniaceae. The record is from the annotation of a GenBank genome assembly.